CCCAUAUCGUCUUCAACUUUUCCCUCUACCAAUUCUUCAAUUCGCCUUACUAACAACACAGGAACCUUGUCAACCCUCCUCUUCCAUGAUAUUUUUCUUAUCCUUCCUCCCUUCUCAUAUCCUUUCGACACCUGUGAUUCCGACUGUCUGGUACAGUCAUCGAUAGCCAUGGCAAUUGCUUUGGCUGAGGCGGACAAGUAUGAGAUCUUGGAGAAGAUCGGCUGCGGCUCUUUCGGCAUCAUCCGUAAAGUCAAGCGGAAGUCUGACGGAUUCAUACUAUGUCGGAAGGAAAUCAAUUACAUCAAGAUGUCUCAGAAGGAGCGCGAACAGCUCACGGCGGAAUUCAAUAUCCUAAGCUCCCUCCGACAUCCGAACAUUGUCGCCUACUACCACCGCGAACAUCUCAAAGCCAGCCAGGAUCUUUACCUAUACAUGGAAUACUGCGGUGGUGGAGACUUGAGCAUGGUUAUUAAGAACCUCAAGAAGGCAAACAAGCUGGCCGAGGAAGAGUUCGUCUGGCGCAUUCUGUCCCAGCUGGUCACUGCCUUGUACCGAUGUCACUACGGAGGCGACCCCGCGGAAGUUGGAUCGAACAUCCUUGGUGCAGCACCAAAACCAUCUGGACUAAAGGGAAAGCAGGGCCAAGUGACUAUCCUGCACCGUGAUCUCAAGCCCGAGAACAUCUUCCUUGGUAGCGACAACACUGUGAAGCUGGGCGACUUCGGUCUGUCGAAGCAGAUGCAGUCCCAUGAUUUUGCCUCCACAUAUGUCGGCACCCCCUUCUACAUGUCCCCCGAAAUUUGCGCAGCUGAAAAGUACACUCUCCGAUCGGACAUUUGGGCAGUGGGAUGUAUCAUGUAUGAGCUCUGCGCCAAGGAGCCCCCCUUCAAUGCGCGCACCCACAUUCAAUUGGUGCAAAAGAUUCGCGAAGGCAAAUUCGCGCCUCUCCCAGACUACUACUCGCCCGAACUGAAGAAUGUCAUUGGCAGCUGUCUACGCGUUAACCCCGACAGCCGCCCUGACACGGCCGCUCUGAUCAACCUCCCUGUUAUUCGUCUGAUGCGCAAGGAGAAGGAAGUAGUGGAUCUUGGCAAGACCCUGCGCCGCCGGGAGGAGGUUGCCGUGCAGAAGGUCCGCGAGAUGGAGCAGAAGCUGGCCAACGUGGAGAAGGAGAAACAGCAAUUCAAGACCGAGAUUGAGAAUACCGUUCGUCGGGAAUGGGAGGUGAAGGCGCGAUUGGAGAUUGAUCGCCAGGUGCAGAGCGAACUGGACCGACUUCGUAAGCGAUUCGAAGCGGAGGUCCAAGACCGUGUCUCUAUCGAGCUGGAGAAGCAGAAGAGACACAGUAAUCCUCGCGAAGAGCUCUUCCGCGCUAGCCUUCGUCGUUCUGAUUCCAGUUCGCAAGGAUCAUCUCGGACUAGUGGUCGUGAAUCGCGCUCUUCCGGCGCCACAACCGAUGACUCGGAUGUUCCGUCUAGCACAGACAUCAGUCAGCUAUCCCUCGAGUCUCCUUCCAACAACAACAGGAAGCCCAGGAAAGAGACUCGUACUCCCUUCUGUCGUUCCAAGACAGUAGUUGAAUCACCCCAGGAUGUCCAAAUGGCCGAGCCAUCCCCCAUCUCAAUUGCUUCACUUUCACUUUCGCCUCGUCGCACCUCUAAUUCGGGUACCUCUCGCAAUAUUUUCGCCGAAGCUGAACGCCAAAAAGCUAAAUGGGAACCUACUCUGGCUUACUCCGAUGAUGAGGACGAUACCCCUGACCUUCCAUCCCCUACUCGCCCUAAGGUCAAGCCUGACCCCUUCAAGGCGCCUCCUCGACCCCUUCUGCGCCAGAACACCGCUGCGCUCAUGCAAAAACUCAGCACUCAGCCUCCUCUAUUUCCUUGCAACGGAUCGCGGCUUCCACAGGUGUCCGGAGGCCCGUCAGCCUCUCAAUCUGAUGCCCGUCCCAGCAUGAAUGAGGGCCGGGCCAAAUCUCCCCACCGUCGCCUGUCCAAGAUCCCUUCAUCGGCCAACCUGGCUGCUGAUGCUGGAUCUCCUACGCGCAAAAACUCUACCAAGCAGCAACCCAUCAAGGCCAACAAUGCUGGCGGGGAUGAAAUGUUCAAAGCUGUUAUGCAGCGCAACAUGGGUGGUCGCACCCUAGUUGAGCUCGCUCAGGCCCGAGCCGGUGGUCGUCAUGUGGAUGAAUUCAAGCGAUGUGCCAGUGACUCUCGUGCCACUCCGAACGCCUCCAGCAUGAAGUGCUCCGAACGCGAGCCACCUGCCAUCUGGGAUCCCGAGCGUGAUGAGAUGCCCAGCCCGUUCCUUGCCCGCGGCAAGAAGGUUAUUCGCAAUCUUCGGUGACCUGUCUGAUUCUUUUUUCCUUUGUUAAUUCUUCGCAUCCCAUUUUGGAGCGACUUGAUUCUUUUCAUCAUGGUGUACUGGCGUUGUGGCUUCGUUUCCUUGGAGGAAAACUCCCUUUUCUACUGACCGACUGUCAUUGUGACUUUCCAUUCAAUUCUUGCGCAUACCUCUUUGUUCCCCAUCACGGAGUUUGGCUUGCUAUGUUGCGGGUUUGGCAACUUUCUUAUGACCCCAUACAGGCCGCGGUGUUUUUUGUGUGGUGUUUGUGGAUUUGUCCCAUUUUUGGCGACCACUGCCCACUCCCCCUGACUGACCGACUCUCUUCUACCUUUUUCCUUUGUGAUGCCGUGAUGCCCCUUUCGUUUAAUUUUCUCUCGGAAAGGAGUUCGUUGUACAUUUACUGGUGUUCAUCACACAUACGCUGGGGAUGGUCUCCCUCUUAUUACGCUUCAAAUCUGAAUGCCGAUGUUGAUGUUCCAUACAUCUGUUUCGCCAAAUUCAUUGUCCUAUUUAUUCAAGGCGACUCACUCGAGAGCGUAGACGACUUGCGAUGAGAUGAUGGUAAGAAUCUUGGUUUGUAGGAGCGAGUCGUCACCCCUGAAUGUGACAGCAGGAGCGCCCGCCUGCGAAACUGGAAAGGCCAGAAGGGUCAAGGUAGCAGGGGCCAUAUUGAUCCCUCUUGAGUAUUUCACGACUGAAUCAAGGCGCCCCGAUAUCAAAUAGACGCAUUGGUUUUGUAAAGCAGGGUCUGGUCUUUUUCUGUUCAUGACAAGAUCUCCCUCUCCCAGGUCGUCAAACGAUGCUACUUGCAUUCAAGCCUGCCUUCCACUAUCUGCAUGUCCUUCUGAACUUAAUAUCUCCUGAAUUGUGUCAUCUGAACCGAACAAGCUCCACAGGAUACCUUCCAAUAAUAGCAGGCACUUGACCCUCUGCAAGAUGAUCUUCGCUCGUCCUAGCGUCCCCGGUGGACACAUAUUCGGUUCGUCCUCGGCGUCAGUGUGAAUAUACUAGAAAGCCUGAUCUCCUCAGGGAUUCAUUCAACUAUCACACGCGAUCCAGAAAGCGACAACAGUACCCCUACCUUACCUUGCAUCCGAGAAGUUUUGCAAUACGAGCGCGGACUGCGACUUUGGCUGUUAAUGCGGUAAAAGCGGAAGGUGUACACUGGUCUGCGAUAGGGAGGCAGAUUGCGUCCACAGGCAUCAUCAUUGCGAGCAAGGACAGUGUUCGUGGCACAGCGGACGAAAUGCUAACAGAAGAGAAUUGGUGCUGGUAUCAUUGGAACUGUUGUAUUUUUCCAAGGGGUAUUGCGCCCGGCUACCUCGAGAAUGUGUUCAUCAUUGAACGCAUAGGAAGAGUUGGGUGGUCAUCGUUCGCUGGAGAUGUCUUUCUGUUCCCUUUGCUAUUGUUUCAGAGCCUGAAUUGAGUUUGAGUUAUUUGUGGCUGCAGCAACGAAAAUAGUUCGCGGUUGUUAUUCGCUGAAGAUCGCGGACAACGAGGCCCGUUGAAUACUCGGUAUAGGAGACAAAAGAUGUACUUGACAAAUGAUCGGUUCGAAUCGGAUGGAAUUUGGAAUCAGAUUUUCCUUAGAAGAGAUGGCUAG
Penicillium brasilianum is the source of this 3949-nucleotide messenger RNA. Lineage: Eukaryota; Fungi; Ascomycota; Eurotiomycetes; Eurotiales; Aspergillaceae. The record is from the annotation of a GenBank genome assembly.